CUAUUCCACCUAAGACUGAACCGCUCGGACGACCAAAACUCGUUUUCUUUGCGCAUCCCCACCACAAAACGUUCGCCGCCGCGAUCUUCGGUUUCGGUCGUUACGAACAGCAGCUGUCUACGUAGUGAGCUGUAUUGACACACUACCACUUGUUUGAUUACACUCGCGCGCACAUGUUCACAUUUGUAUUUAUUACAUUUAUUUGAUUGGCUGUUAUUAUUUUCCUUAGUGAUUUUUUUUUUUUUUUGUCAUAUAUAUUUUUUUAUUAAUUAAUUACCAUGGACCCACCACAAACUGUAAGCCGUUCACCAAUUAAAAAAAAUCCACCAGGAAAGCGAGUAGAUUCUGGCAAGAGACAAAUGAUUAUUAAUGCGUACAAGGCAAAAAUCAAUGUGGAUCCGACAAAGUCUUUAAGAACAAUCCGGCAAGAACUUUCUAAAGAAUUGGCCAUUGGAGCAACAACAAUUUCAACAACCAUAACCGAGUACAACACUACUAAAAGGGUAAUAUCUCCUUCCAAAACACGUGUUAAGAAAACAUUUCGUGAAACAUUUGAUGAGUUUCAUAGAAAUGCGGUUCGUAGGCAUGUACAUAGUUUUUGGUUUAAACGUGAAAUUCCUACUGUCGACAAAAUACACCAUGCAGUUUCGAAUGACAACUCCUUACCGACAAUUUCAAGGACAAAUCUUUAUAGGCUUUUAAAAGAAAUGGAUUUCAAUAUAGCAAACGUAGUCGAAAUAGUGCACUGA
Messenger RNA from Aphis gossypii (cotton aphid), 749 nucleotides. RefSeq lists its product as uncharacterized. Lineage: Eukaryota; Metazoa; Arthropoda; Insecta; Hemiptera; Aphididae. The transcript is spliced from 2 exons. The coding region runs from base 279 to 749 and encodes 156 amino acids. The record is from RefSeq and is a predicted model, not a curated record.